AUGGCCGAAGACCCGGAAAUCUCAAAAAGGCGGCAUGAACAGCAACAAUUACGGAAACAGCUGCAUGAAGUAUUCGGGCCGUUUGAUCAGUUCUGUGAAUAUGUGGCUGGGACGACUAGUGCCGGUUCAAGUGGUAUCAUGCGUCACGGAGUAGUGCAACUCCCAACUACACCGUUGACCCCAUCCGCACGAUCUACUCUGCCAACCACUUCAUCAUCGGCCAGCUCUUCAACUGCUCCUCAACAGUCAACACAACAGCUGUUGAUGAGUAUGCAAAAUCUAGUCACGUCCCCUAUUCAGCCACUUCAAGGAUUACCCUUCUCGUGUAAUCGGGACUAUUUGAACACUGCUCCAUCUUCUACCCACAGUGCUCCAGAUACAGACAACUCUGCAAAGAAAGGGAAAAGGCACAGGGCAUUGGAUAGUGAUUCUGAAGUGGAUAGAGACAAGAGAAGACGUCGAAACGAGGAAGUCAGGACGUCCGUGGCUCCUAGCACCAGUCGCUCUAAUCCGCAGUCGUCGAAUUCUGACAGCAUUCGAACAUUGUCCCCACCCCUUUCGCCAAUAAAGCAACGACCUUCUGACAAGAAGGCAGAAAGAGAACGCAAGGAAAUGGAGACCAAAGAGAAGAGGAAGGAAAGGGAUCGACAUUCCAAUGAAAAACGAUCUAAAGAUUCUGAGCGAAAGGAUAGACCAAGUGAACGAUCGGAUAAGGUGAAGACAGGAGAUGGCGAACGGCAGAAGCCCACGGAAAAUGAGCACAAGUCUGAUGAACACUGCAUGCCACGUGCAUCCAGCUCUCAGUCGCAUGAAGGCGGUGAACAUUCUCAAAAUCACCGCCCGUCAUCAGUCGUCGGCAGCCAUCCUUCACGGAACAGUUUCGAGUGUGCAGCGCCGGAAUGCGUACCAACGAAACCUUCGCGUCCAGUGAAACCAGAAGAGAGUGACAAAGUCAACAAAAUGUUAUUCUACCUCGACACAUCUGUAUAUUUCCUUUUAUCGGCAAAGCAUUUCACGUCAGCAGACUCACCAGAGGUUCGCGGCAACCGCCAGUAUUCAAUCAUUCGCGACACGAAUGAUCUGCUCAAGAGAGUGACUCACGCUUUUUGUCAAAUAUCAGAAGGAUGCUCCCCUUGGCAUAUGCAUAUGUUAUCUCGAAUACGCAAUCUCAGUUCACGCUGUCAAGCCUGUUUAUUGUAUCACAUGUACAAUUUUAGAUCUCAUAAUGCGAUAAAGUCGUACGGCGUGUUGGUUAACAUGGAAACACAGAUCCAGGAAGAAAGACAUCAGGCACAGAAUGGAGCUUCAGCCACUACCUCAUCUUCGCCCGGUGACAAUGCCCAGCAAAGUUUACGACGUGCAGAAACAACAGUUGAAGACACUUCAUCACCUGAUGUGGUCCCAUCGAGUCUGGCAGGAUGCGCUAAACGUGCUGAUAUUAGCAGUUUGGAUAUGGCAUUUAUUUCUGGAUUGGAAAAGGUGUGUGGUCAGCUGUUUCUGGACGCUCCACUUGAAAAAAUGUGUGCCUAUAUGCUAACUGCUAUUGCUUGGCUACGUGCUGAGUACGAGAGGGAAAAAGUUCGUGCUCCACCUCCGAUAGCAAAACGCGCCGGU
This is a messenger RNA of Ostertagia ostertagi, 1614 nucleotides long. The record is from the annotation of a GenBank genome assembly. Lineage: Eukaryota; Metazoa; Nematoda; Chromadorea; Rhabditida; Trichostrongylidae.